Lycium barbarum (goji berry) is the source of this 5754-nucleotide messenger RNA. RefSeq lists its product as uncharacterized. Gene Ontology annotation, molecular function: RNA-DNA hybrid ribonuclease activity; nucleic acid binding. The coding region runs from base 1 to 5754 and encodes 1917 amino acids. The transcript has 4 exons. The record is from RefSeq and is a predicted model, not a curated record. NCBI's taxonomy places the organism in Eukaryota, Viridiplantae, Streptophyta, Magnoliopsida, Solanales, Solanaceae.
AUGGCCCAUAAGGAUGGAAACGAGUCAGACGGUGAUGAAUCUCGAGGUCAGAUGGUUCAACAUGAAUCAGCAUCAGCAGAGGAAGUAAGGAUGUUGAGACAACAAAUGGCUGACAUGUACCAGGCUUGGAUGAAUGGGCAAGCUCCACCAUCUUCAAUCCCUGGAUUCCCGGAUGUGACUAUGUCAAUUCCCAUUGAAACCCCGACAAGUGAUCCACUUUUUCCUCCUGGAUUUGGUCCACAUGUUAACAUAUCCAACACUCCUGGAACUUCCACUGUGCACCCUUCAAAUGCACCCCUCAGAAAUAACCCACUUUUCAUCCCCACUGUACAAACUACUACAAUCCCUCAACUAACAUUGGUACGGAAGUCCAAUAAUGAGCCUCCAUCUAAAGGUCACCACGAUCAAUAUUAUUCUCCGGAAUUGACCUUUAAAGUCCCAGACUCGUAUAACCCCUUUCAGCAGUAUAGUUCCCCCGUCGAGAUCGAGAAAACUGGUAAGAAUGAGGGACAAGAAGAAAUGGCUAGAAAAAUGAAGAGUCUAGAACUGAGUGUGAGGAAUAUGCAAGGAUUAGGAGGUCCAAAAAGCGUCUCAUUCAGAGAUUUGUGCAUGUUCCCCAAUGUUCAUUUGCCCCUUGGUUUUAAGACUCCAAAGUUUGAGAAGUAUGAUGGUCACGGCGACCCCGUAGCACACUUGAAGAAGUAUUGUAACCAACUAAGAGGGGCAGGGAAUAAGGAAGAAUUACUCAUGGCAUAUUUUGGGGAAAGUCUAGUGGGAAUUGCCUCAGAAUGGUUCAUCGAUCAAGAUAUUUCUAAUUGGCCUACAUGGGAUGACAUGGCAGGAGAUUUUGUUCGACAAUUUCAAUAUAACAUUGAUAUUGUGCCUGAUCGCACUUCUCUCGCCAGUAUGAAGAAAACGCCUACCGAGAGUUUUAGAGAAUAUGCUAUCAGGUGGAGGGAACAAGCUGCCAGGUUCAAACCGCCGAUGAAGGAGUCGGAAAUGAUUGAUGUUUUCCUCCAGGCACAAGAACGUGAUUACUUCCACUAUUUGCUUUCCACAGUGGGAAAGACAUUCGCAGAAGCAAUUAAAGUUGGGGAAAUAGUUGAAAAUGGCAUCAAGUCCGGCAAAAUUGUGAGUCAGGUAGCACUCAAGGCUACCACCCAAGCAAUUCAAAAUGGGUCUGGUGGUUUUGGAAAUCGAAAAAAGAAAGAGGAAGGAUCCAUGAUGGCAUCAGGGUCCAAUGCUGCUAAAAGGGGGACAAACCACCAAAUCUUACGAGGACAAUCCAACUCACCUCAACAUUUUUAUCCGCAUCAGGAUCCCCACUACUCAAUUGUUCCAACCCAAUAUACGGUUUUCAACACCCAGGCAUAUGCCCGACCUCCUCAACGCCAACAAUGGAGGGCGCCUGCUCCACAAGGCUUUCGUCCCCAACAACAAAAUCUUCAAGCACCUUAUAAUCCACGCCCUAAGACUGAUUAUGUAAGAGAACAAAGACAGAGGGAAAAUUUCACCCUAAUUGGAGAAUCAUACACAAGCCUGUUGCGGAAAUUGAUACAAUUGGGUUUGAUUGAACCUAUCAUGUCGUAUAAUGUCAACCCAAAUGCAAGAGGUUUUGACCCCACUGUCAGGUGCGAGUAUCAUUUUAACGCUCAGGGUCAUAGCACAGAAAAUUGUUUUACUUUGAAGAGAGCCAUUGAGAAGCUAAUUGAUGACAAAGCAAUUGUAAUACAUGACGAAGAGGCUCCGGAUGUCACCAACAACCCACUUCCUGCUCACAACAAUGCUCAUAUUGUUGGGAUGAUCUGUGACGAUAAGGAAUACAAGCAAACAGGCAAAACAAUAAUGGAAAUUGACACCUUAAAAGAAGGGUUGGGUAUGGUGACAAAGUCUGCACAAGAAGCAUCGUUGUGUGUAAAAGGUGCAAGUUCUAAUGCGAAUCUCAAAGGCUCGGGGAAGUUGAUAUUGUAUGUUCCUGGAGCCACAAAGAAAAAAGAGACAUUAGUAACUGGACCAAAAUUAUAUGUUCGUAGUGGUUUUCCCAGGUUUGGUAAAAACCAGAAUGGUUUAGGAAAGAUGACAGAACCAAUUGUGAUAAAGCACACGACACAAAUUCCAGUGACAAACAUGAAAACUGUCCCAUGGAACUACAACAAAACCACUGUGACUUACAAAGGCAAGGAGAUUGUUGAAGAAAUAGAUGAAACCGGUGGCUUAACGCGUUCUGGAAGGUGUUAUGCUCCAGAAGAAUUAAGGAGAGCCAGACAAGCCAGGGAUAGCCAAUUUCCGGUGAAAAAACCUAUCACUGAAGAAGAAGCUGAAGAGUUCAUGAAGAAGAUGAAAGUUCAGGAUUACUCUAUUGUUGAUCAGUUGAGAAAAACUCCUGCUCAGAUUUCAUUGCUAUCUUUGCUCAUACAUUCUAAAGUGCACUGUCAAGCAUUGAUUAGAAUUCUGAAUGAGGCACAUGUUUCAGAAAAAACAACUGUAAGUCACCUGGAAAAGAUGGCCAAUAGAAUAUUUGAGGUGAAAAGAAUCACUUUCACCGACGAUGAGUUUUCUGUGGAAGGAGCUGGACAUAAUAAGGCUUUGCAUUUAACUGUCAAAUGUGAAGAACAUUAUGUGAAAAGAGUCAUGAUUGAUGGAGGCUCGGGUGUGGACAUCUUCCCCCUCUCUACUUUGCAAAGUUUGAAAAUCAGCACAGAUAGAAUUCGUACUAACAAUGUGUGUGUUCGAGCUUUCGAUGGCGCAAAAAGAGACACUAUUGGUGAGAUUGAUCUUACUUUAAAAAUUGGACCUGUUGAUUUUGGGAUCACAUUCCAAGUUAUAGACAUGGACAUUUCCUACAACUUGCUUUUAGGAAGACCAUGGAUCCAUGCAGCCAGAGCGGUGCCAUCUACUUUACACCAAGUGGUCAAGUUUGAAUAUGAGAAACAAGAAAUUAUUGUUCACGGUGAAGAUGAUCUUUCAAUAUAUAGAGACCCUUCUGUCCCAUGUGUCGAGGCCAAGGAAGGUUGUGAAUCCCUCAUAUUUCAGACCUUUGAAAUAGUGGCAGCUGAUCAGUUUAUGGAAGGGAAGCCUAUCUUAGAGCCUCGUCUAUCCUCUACUUCAGUCAUGGUGGCUACACAAAUGUUGCAAAAUGGUUAUGAGCCAGGAAAGGGCUUGGGAGUGUCAUUGCAAGGAAUUGUUGACCCUAUCUCUGCAUUUGGUAAUCAAGAUACUUUUGGUUUGGGUUUUAGGCCAACUAAUGCUGACAGAAAAUGGGCAAAAGAGCAGAAAAAUAAGGUUUGGAAAUUGCCAAAGCCCGUUCCCCACAUUGCCAAGUCUUUUACUAGGUCACGUUUUGAAGAGAGUAAAGACGUGUCUGUCCAAGAUGACGUGGACGAAAUAUGUCAAGGUCUCAAAGAAAUGUUCUAUGGAGUAAACAUGGUUCAGAUUGGUGAAGGCCCUAGUCAUGCAGAUGUGCAACGUAUUGGCCCAGAAGUCAAGCUCGCCAACUGGGAAGCUACUCAUCUCCCCACAAAGAAGGAGUCUUGUUUCGUUAACGCCGACUCUAAUAACAUGACAUGCAUGCGGAAUUCACGUCCAGAUCUUAAAGAGUUGUCUAAUCUCGAAACAAUGAAUCAAGAGGUUGACGAAUAUGAUGAAGAAAAGGCUUUUGAAGAAAUAAAAAGGGAACUAGAUCAAUUUGAGAAUAAGCCUAAGCCUAAUCUAAAUGAAACCGAGGCAAUUCAUUUGGGAACUUCUGAAGAAACUAGAGAAACAAAGAUAAGCAUUCAUGCCGAGCAAAAGACCAGAGAUGACAUAAUCCAGGUUUUGUUUGAAUAUAAAGAUGUGUUCGCUUGGUCUUAUGAUGACAUGCCGGGUUUGAGCGAUGAUCUGGUAGUGCACAAACUUCCUACAUACCCUGAUUUUCCACCAGUCCAACAAAAGCAAAGAAAAUUUAAGAAAGAGGUGAGUGAUAAGAUUAAAGAGGAAAUCAUGAAGCAAUUGAGUGCAAAUGUGAUCAGGGUCGUCCGAUUUACUACAUGGCUGGCAAAUGUUGUGCCCGUACCAAAAAAGGAUGGGAAAACCAGAGUUUGUGUUGACUAUAGAGAUUUGAACAAAGCCAGUCCAAAGGACAACUUUCCCUUGCAUAACAUUCACAUUCUUGUUGACAAUUGUGCCAAACACGAGAUUCAAUCUUUUGUGGAUUGUUAUGCUGGGUAUCACCAAAUUUUGAUGGAUGAAGAGGAUGCAGAAAAGACCGUCUUCACCACCCCAUGGGGUACUUACUGUUACAGGGUUAUGCCAUUUGGUUUGAAGAACGCAGGGGCAACUUACAUGAGAGCUAUGACUACUAUUUUGCACGACAUGAUGCAUAAAGAAAUCGAAGUGUAUGUCGAUGAUGUGAUCAUUAAGUCCAAAACUCAAGCUGACCAUGUGUGUGAUCUGAGAAAGUUCUUUGAAAGAUUGCGGAAGUACAACCUCAAGCUCAAUCCAGCCAAGUGUGCAUUUGGAGUUCCAUCUGGGAAACUUCUAGGGUUUAUAGUUAGUCGGCGAGGAAUUGAAUUAGACCCCUCCAAGAUAAAAGCCAUUCGGGAAUUACCGCCCCCGAAGAACAGAACUGAAGUCAUGAGUCUUCUUGGUAGGUUGAACUACAUCAGUAGGUUCAUCGCUCAACUCACCACUACAUGUGAGCCCAUAUUCAAACUGUUGAAGAAGGAUGCCGCUGUCAAGUGGACAGACGAGUGUCAAGAGGCUUUUGAUAAGAUUAAGGAAUAUUUAUCUAACCCUCCAGUGCUUGUCCCGCCAGAACCGGGUAGGCCUUUGUUUUUGUAUCUAUCAGUGAUGGAUAACUCCUUUGGUUGCGUUCUAGGACAACAUGAUGCCACAGGCAAGAAGGAACAAGCGAUCUAUUAUUUGAGCAAGAAGUUCACAAGCUAUGAGAAACCUAUGCCGAGUGGAAGGUUAGCAAAGUGGCAGAUUUUACUUACGGAGUUUGACAUUGUCUAUGUCACCCGCACCGCUAUAAAAGCACAAGCAUUGGCCGAUCAUUUGGCAGAAAACCCAGUUGACGAUGAGUAUGAGCCUUUGAAUACUUACUUUCCUGACGAAGAGAUUAAUUCAGUUGAGGAAGAAGUUCGCGAUGACAGUCAUGUCUGGAAAUUAUACUUUGAUGGAGCGGUCAACAUUAAAGGUGUCGGGAUUGGGGCAAUUCUUAUUUCACCAAUGGGGCAUCAUUAUCCCGCCACGGCACGACUUCGUUUCUUCGGUACCAAUAAUACAGCGGAAUAUGAAGCUUGCAUAAUGGGUUUAAACAUGGCAAUACAUCUGGAUGCACAUGAAUUAAUAGUUUUUGGAGAUUCUGACUUACUCAUUCGGCAGGCUCAGGGUGAAUGGGAAACUCGAGACAUCAAGCUCAUUCCGUACAAACAAUGUUUGGAGGACCUUAGCAAAAGGUUUAAGUCAAUUGAGUUCAGAUAUAUUCCCAGAUUUCACAAUGAGUUGGCUGAUGCUUUGGCCACUUUAGCCUCAAUGCUUCCAUACCCAGGCAAUGCUUACAUUAAUCCGUUGGAGAUUCAGAUUAAGGAUCAACAUGGUUAUUGCAAUACAAUUGAAGUAGAGCCAGAUGGUGAGCCAUGUUGUCUGGACUGUCAGGGGAUGGGUUAUGAGCAAUUUGCUAGAGAGGUGCCUACCUUCGCACGCCACUUCACAGCAGAACUGAAGCAGAUAUAUCGCAUGUUAGGGGGUCAGCCUGGGCUAGAAGCACCGUGA